Molecule: messenger RNA, 1672 nt
Organism: Trichomycterus rosablanca
Lineage: Eukaryota; Metazoa; Chordata; Actinopteri; Siluriformes; Trichomycteridae
Gene: lhfpl2a
Product: LHFPL tetraspan subfamily member 2a
Exons: 3
Coding region: 237-887 (216 amino acids)
Cellular component (GO): membrane
Source: RefSeq, a predicted model, not a curated record
CCCAGCAUGCACCGCGGCUCACUGCAAAUCAGCUGUUCUGAGGACAGACAGGUGGGCGUGGCCUCGUUCCUUCAGUAGGAUGUAGGAACAGAACCGAAGAGAGACGGUCAGGAUAUCGACAGGACUGCUGGGAUUUCAGACGCGUCCCAGAGUGGCUGGUUCACUCUUUGUUUUGGACCUGCUCAGCGUUUCCUCCAGACUCCGCCCACUGUUUGUUCUCUGACAUCAUCACCACCAUGUGUCAUGUGAUCGUGACGUGCCGCUCCAUGCUCUGGACGCUCCUCAGCAUCGCGGCGGCGUUCAGCGAGCUCAUCGCCUUCCUGAGCACCGAUUGGCUGGUGGGAUUCCCGCGCGUCCCUGACUCCGCCCCGGAGGUGUCGGACGAGGCGUACCGCCCCACACUGGGACUGUUCGGGCGCUGCGUUUAUGUGGGCAGGGUGAUGUGCGGCCCGUACGCGCUGAGUUUCGGUGAGAUAGCGAGCGGCUUCUGGCAGGCGGCGGCCAUCUUCCUGGCGGCGGGAAUCGUGCUGCUGAGCGCCGUGGCUCUGACGUCCAUCUUCAGCAUCUGCGUCCAGAGCAUCAUGAGGAAGAGCAUCUUCAACGUGUGUGGUCUACUGCAGGCCAUCGCAGGUCUCCUGCUGAUCCUGGGGCAGUUGCUGUUUGCUGCAGGGUGGGGGGGUGAGAAGGUGCAGCAGUACUGCGGCAGCGAGGCGGCGGCGUAUAACCCGGCGCUCUGCUCGGUGGGCUGGGCCUUCUACGCCGCGCUGGUGGGAACGGUGCUAAGCUUCAUCAGCGCCGUGUUCAGCGCUCAGGCCGAGAUCGCCACGUCCAGCGACAAGGUCCAGGAGGAGAUCGAGCAGGGCAAGAACCUCAUCUGUCUCCUCUGAGAGAGAACCGGGGAGGAACCACAGAGGAACCACAGAGGAACCAUGAAGUAGUUCCACUUUCAUCCACUUCAGCCAACUGAGAUUACGUUCAGACUGAACACUGAAGGCUUCUCACGAGGUUCUGAUGGGUGAGGAACCUCCAUGAUUCCACGCUUCAUCUUCACGUGGGUUCUUCUGUGGUUCUGAGUUCCUGAUGUUUGGAUCUUCUGAUGACUGAGAUGAAGAUUAAGUGUAAAUAAAUAAUUAAGUGUGUAAAUACUGUACAGAACCUGAUGAUGAUGAUGAAGAAACAUCUCAGGUUGGUUUCCUAAUAAUCAAGGUGCUGAAACCACUAAACCACUUCCUGUUACGGGUCGAAGUUCUGCACAUGUUCAGCAUGGAAGCAGGAAGUUUACAGGAACUGAAACUGGUUCCAGAUCAGCGAGGGUUCAGGAACUAAAGACGUUCUUCUGUAUGAAAUGUGUGGAGACUUAUCACUUCCUCCUUCACUUCCUCCUUCACUUCCUGUUCUGUUAUUCCUCCUUCACUUCCUCCUCCUCCGUCUGCGCUUGUUUUAUUGAUUGUUUCGUUUUUCUUUCCUCUUGCUCUCCUGCUAAUCCACCUGCUGCACUUUCUUCAGCCCUGCUUCAGUAUCUGUUUCUUUACACGAGUCUCAGGAUGAAAAGAAGCAGCGUCUGUUCCUCAGAGGAACAGGGAAAUCCCUAAAGUGUUUAAACUCCAUACAGCCAGACAGUGUGUGUGUGUCGCUGCUCUUUUACAGAUGAAUAAACGUGACUGAACUGAAA